AUGCCAUCUCUGAGACAGCUUCAAAUAGGUAUUACCUUUGAGGAGUACAAGCAUCAUGCGUCCAUCACUCGUGCCAAUGAGAAGAAGGCCAACGAGGAGCACAUGCGCACGAGAGGCCCAGUCACCCUCGUUAGCCUCAUCAAGGACAGAUUCUCCAAGGGACAUGUGCAAGCUACACGUCAGGAUGAUGGCAUCGUAGACUUGAUCGCAUCUUCGCAAGUCGCAAAGCCCCAACAGAAAGAUCAGUCGAUUAUUCAGACGCGGCCCAUUAGCGGGCACGGCGACGGUGGAGCGUCAACCAGCGAUGAGCUGUACUUGGCAAAUAGGGCACUUCGCACCGCAGGAUGGGGAAGUGUCUUUUAUCUCAUCACGACAGAUGUGCUUGGCCCCUCAAAUACGCCUUGGGCCUUUGCACAGACAGGCUAUGGUCCGGGCGUCGUUAUGUACAUUGCCUUUGGUUCACUCUCGGCCUACUCUGGUUGGCUGUUGUACAAGAUGUUUCUAGGCCUGGACUCAGAUCGUUACCCACUGAGGAAUUACGCGGACAUUUUCCUCCGCCUCUAUGGGUCUGGAGCUGGCUAUUUCGUCCAUUUCGCCCAGGCCGUACAGCUGAUCCUCUCCAUUGCAUACCUCAUCCUGCUGAAUGGUCAGGCGAUCUCCCAGAUCUCGCAGACGACACCAGGGAAGAACGGGCUCUGUUUUAUUGUCUGUGUCCUCAUUUUCACCUUGAUUGGCAUGGUAGCGGGCCAAGUUCGCACGCUGCAGCGGUUUGCCUGGCUUGCCAACUUUUCUGUUUUUAUCCAGCUCAUUCAAGUAUUCAUCAUCAUGGGUCUCGUGGCGCAUUUUGCACCUAACUAUGCCGCAAUUGAGGCAUCUUUCGGUCUCCCACCGGGCCCAAUCCAGACAUUCGCUGGUACACCACCUGAUGGACUCAAGACUGGUGGUACUGGAUCCUCAGCCGGAAUCAACGCAGCAUCACAGGCGGUCCUGGCAUAUGGAGGCGCCAUGUUCUUCCCUGCGUUCAUGGCGGAAAUGCGCCAUCCCAUGGACUUUUGGAAGGGCAUGGUAUGCGCGCAGGCACUGCUUACCAUCGUCUAUGUCGUAUUCGGGGCAGAGGUCUACCACUUCCAAGGCCAGUUCACGUACCUCCCUGUGGCGCAGGGCAUCAGUAACUAUGGCUGGCAGACAGCGUUGAAUGUCAUGUCCAUGCUUGCCGGCCUGAUCGCUACCUGCCUUUAUACGAAUAUCGGCUUGAAGAUUGCCUACGUUGAGGUUUUGCAGCCUUUUGGAUUCUCCCCUCUGACGACGAAGAAGGGCAAGCUCUGGUGGGCGGCCAUGGCACCCGUGGUCUGGGCUAUUGGGUUCGUGAUUGCACCAGCAAUCCCACAGCUAGCCUCCGUCUCCAGUUUUGGAGGUGCACUCUUCGGGAUCGGAUUCAGCUAUAUUUUCCCUGCCCUGGGCGCGCUGGGCUAUUUCAUCCGCGAAGAUGCCAUGGUUGCUGACAUGGAGACAUUUGACGAGGCAAGUCGCACUUACAACUAUGUGGACCGUGGGUGGAAGCGGUUCCUCCGAGCUGUCAAGAAACGACCCUUGUUCCACUUGUGGAAUCUGGUGUAUUUUCUUUGCUCACUUGGAGGUUGUGUGCUCGGGUGCUACACUGCGAUUAAACAGAUAAUACUUAUCUUUCAAGCGGGUGUUGCUACAAGUUUUACCUGCACGAGUCCUGUUUAG
Molecule: messenger RNA, 1731 nt
Organism: Cryphonectria parasitica EP155
Lineage: Eukaryota; Fungi; Ascomycota; Sordariomycetes; Diaporthales; Cryphonectriaceae
Exons: 4
Coding region: 1-1731 (576 amino acids)
Biological process (GO): amino acid transmembrane transport
Cellular component (GO): vacuolar membrane
Molecular function (GO): amino acid transmembrane transporter activity
Source: RefSeq, a predicted model, not a curated record